AGUUACCACGCCUUUCGCUUUUGCUUUUGUCCUCCACUUCCUUCCUCUCACGAGCGGAGGGGGAGAGAGAGAGAGUGCGAGUGGUGCGGAGUUACUCGGGACAAGCAAGCAGUAGUAACGCUAGCGAGCGGUGGGGAGGCGAGUAGAGGAGAGCCAAGAACACGGCGAGGACCCUGCAGCACCUCUCCGGGAUCUCCACUUCCCCCUAUUCGAGGGCACUAUUGUGUUUGGACAGGGUGGAGUUCUUCCCACACCCGAGAAUUGCUUCGCUUGGUGCCCAGAAUUAGCGCGGAAGCAGGUGGAGUGCUCUCCGUGCUGAAAUCUGCUCAUCGGUGCCAGGAAGCAUAGAAUUGCUCGGUAAUUCGCCAACAAGCGACCGAAUCUUUGCAGCUAGUUGUGCACUUGUUAUGCUGAGUUAAAUGGAGGCAGUAGAUAAGAUUGCCGAGCCCAAAAAUCCUUUGGUGCUCACUGCUUGGAAGGUUCAUAACUUGGAGCCGCCGAUACCGAUAAAGGCAUCAUGGAAAGGGAAGAACUCCCAGCAGCAUGAAGAGAAGGAUUUGCCAGCUGAUGGCGAGGAGAGCUUCCAGAGCCUGGAUUCCUCAGAUGAGGGUGACCGGAGCUCCUUCUCUGGGGCUAGUCACCCUCCAGAGCCUAUUGAGAUGGAUAUUAUGAAGACAGUCUAUGUCGCAAUUGAUGAGGAGAAGUCCGAGCCACCGGUGUGUUUAGUGCGAGGACCAUCCAUGAAGGGGCCUUUCAUAGAUGGCCUCUCGAUCCAUGUUACAGGCACAAAGGCAAAUGUGGUGGUAGGUGCAGGCGGUGCUGAAGGUUUGGCUGAAGAGAGGAAGGCGUCUGGUUCUGCAGUGGCAUCAGUGGCCACAGCACGCUCAUCUCAGGCUAUGUCUUUGCCUCAGGACUCGGAGGAGAAAGAGUGCGUCUGGGAUGCUUCACUCCCUCCCAGUGGCAAUGUUAGCCCUCACAGUAGCAUUGACAGCAUGGGUGUGGUCAUUGCAAUGAGCACCUUGAACAGCUGCACAAGCACAUAUAAAAGUGAAGCCGUAGCUAGUGAAGCACUGCUUACUGCGGAGAGAAACUCUGAAAGUGUAAAGGGUGUUCGAGGGGACUUGCUAGAAAGUGCAAAAACUAGCAUGAGUCGAGCAAGUAAUAGCAGUGGUGUUAGCGAUGACAGCAGCUGGAGCAAUAUCAUAGGAGGUGCCAGCAAGCCUCACAAGGGGAAUGAUCCUAGAUGGAAGGCAAUUCAUGCAGUACGAACUCGUGAUGGUGUGCUUGGGAUGAGCCAUUUUAGACUACUAAAGCGUCUGGGUUGUGGUGACAUUGGCAGUGUUUACCUUUCAGAAUUGAGUGGGACUCGGUGCUACUUUGCAAUGAAAGUAAUGGACAAGGCAUCCUUGGCAAGUAGGAAGAAGUUGAAUAGGGCUCAAACUGAAAGGGAGAUUCUACAGCUUCUGGACCACCCAUUCCUUCCAACUCUGUACACACAUUUUGAGACUGACAGGUUCUCUUGUUUGGUCAUGGAAUUCUGUCCGGGUGGUGAUCUGCAUACUCUGCGACAGAAACAACCGGGCAAACAUUUCUCUGAGUAUGCUGCAAGGUUUUAUGCUGCAGAAGUACUUCUAGCUCUGGAGUAUCUACACAUGUUGGGAGUUGUCUACAGGGAUCUGAAACCAGAAAAUGUUCUGGUCCGCGAUGAUGGCCACAUAAUGCUUUCAGAUUUCGACCUCUCCCUAAGAUGUGCAGUCUCACCUACACUCAUCAGAGCAUCGGCUUUUGAUUCUGAUCCCAGAAGAGCGGGUGGUUCUUUCUGUGUGCAGCCUGCUUGCAUAGAACCUACGUCAGCUUGUAUGCAGCCUUCAUGCUUCUUACCCAAAUUCUUCGGUCAGAAGAGUAAGAACAAGACUAGAAAGACAAGGUCUGAACUGGGACAGAGUGCCACCACCCUGCCGGAGCUCGUUGCUGAGCCAACCUCGGCUCGAUCGAUGUCAUUUGUCGGGACUCAUGAGUACUUGGCCCCUGAAAUCAUCAAAGGCGAAGGCCAUGGAAGUGCUGUGGACUGGUGGACCUUCGGCAUCUUCCUGCAUGAGCUGCUAUAUGGCAAAACCCCAUUCAAGGGGUCAGGCAACCGUGCCACGCUGUUUAACGUGGUUGGUCAGCAGCUAAGAUUCCCGGAGUCACCGUCCACAAGCUACUCGAGCAGAGACCUCAUCAGGGGGCUCCUGGUCAAGGAACCACAGCACCGCCUCGGCGUGAAGAGGGGAGCGACAGAGAUAAAGCAGCAUCCCUUCUUCGAGGGCGUAAACUGGGCUCUCAUCAGGUGCAGCACUCCUCCUGACGUCCCAAGGCCCGUCGAGGCCGAGCUGCCUGUGAAGUACGGGGUGGCGGAGGCGAUCGGGGGCAACAGCAAGAGGAUUGCCGGCGCAGAUGUCAAGUCAGGCGGGAAAUACCUGGACUUUGAGUUCUUUUAAAGAGCAGUGCCGAUUGGCAACUAUUGUUUACAUACUGUUGGUGUUUGGUCAGUUUGGUGUGUGUGAUUCGAUCAUUCUAUAUGGUGCAAAAUUAUCGUAUCUGAAUUGACCAGAAUUAGAUAGAUGUGUUUGCCUACUAAAAUCUCUCCA
This is a messenger RNA of Phragmites australis (common reed), 2630 nucleotides long. RefSeq names its product serine/threonine-protein kinase D6PKL1-like. Gene Ontology annotation, biological process: protein phosphorylation. Bases 420 to 2480 code for a protein of 686 amino acids. Gene Ontology annotation, cellular component: cytoplasm; nucleus; plasma membrane. The record is from RefSeq and is a predicted model, not a curated record. The transcript has 4 exons. Lineage: Eukaryota; Viridiplantae; Streptophyta; Magnoliopsida; Poales; Poaceae. Gene Ontology annotation, molecular function: ATP binding; protein serine/threonine kinase activity.